Molecule: messenger RNA, 1383 nt
Organism: Topomyia yanbarensis
Lineage: Eukaryota; Metazoa; Arthropoda; Insecta; Diptera; Culicidae
Product: carboxypeptidase B1-like
Exons: 3
Coding region: 19-1296 (425 amino acids)
Biological process (GO): proteolysis
Molecular function (GO): metallocarboxypeptidase activity; zinc ion binding
Source: RefSeq, a predicted model, not a curated record
CGACACGAACUCCGCAGUAUGAACCUAAUCCCAAUCGAAAUAGUUUUGAUUCUUCUCAGUGCUGUAAGCAGUGCUGUUUCGAACAAAUAUGAUGGUUUUAAACUGUAUGAAGUGGACAUCAAAUCCGGCCACGAAGUCGGACUUUUGGUACAUCUUCAGAGCAAUCGGCCAGGCAUUGACAUCUGGGGGCUAGACCAGUUGGGGCCUAAGCGUGUACUAGUACCGUUGGCGGUUCAAAAUAUGACAGAAAAUUACUUUGCACACUAUCGGCUGAACUACACGGUCAAAGUGGAAGAUUUCGGAAAAGACUAUGAUGCUCGUCAAAAGAUGCAACAACCAUCGGAAGAUGACACGUUCAUGAACAGCUAUUCGUCGUACGAUGAAAUUAACGAAUACAUGAUGCAAAUAGCUGCGGAGAAUUUUGAGUGGAUUCGUAUUCGAAUUAUUGGUUGGUCCGUUGAAGGUCGUCCGAUUCGCGCAAUUACGCUUAAUCCCAAGCAACAGGAUACUAUAAUUGUAGAUGCGGGGAUUCAUGCCAGAGAAUGGAUCACAGUUUCUACGGCACUAUAUCUGAUCAAAAAGUUGGUCGAUGAUAGUGACCAAUAUCGGUACCUGCAUGAUUACAAAUGGGUGAUUAUUCCGCUCGUCAAUCCCGAUGGGUACAUUUACUCGAUGACAACGGACCGUUAUUGGAGGAAGAACCGCAGACGAAUUAAUGAUAAAUGUUAUGGGGUGGAUUUAAACCGAAACUUUGGAUACUCUUGGGAAUCGGGAGCAGAAUUAUAUUCCAAAGAAUGUCAUCCUGGUUUCCGAGGACCAGCACCAUUCUCGGAACCUGAAGCCAGAGCGCUGCGAAGCGUUUUGGACAGUAACGAUGACGCGAAACUGUAUAUAACUUUGCAUAGCUAUGGAGGAUAUUUCAUAUUCCCGUGGAGUCACGAUAGUGCGUCCGUGCAGAACGUUGCCGAUUUGCGACAGGUUGGUGUUGGUGCAGCUCGUGCAAUCUGGAAUUACAACAGACACGAGUACAAGGUUGGUUCGAGUGCGGAGAUUCUACGCUACCAGGCCACUGGAACUAGUAUCGACUAUGCGUACUCUAUUGGGAUCGAGCUGCCGUUUGCGAUGGAGAUUGCUGAGUACGGUUACAGUGACUUCCAACCGCCACCCAAUGCAAUUGAUCAGAUAGUGAAGGAGUCUUUCAUUGGCAUCAAAGAGAUGGUUUAUGCUAUGAAAAACCUGAGUGUAAAGAAGCUAGAAAAAACUACGAUGAAGAGCCGAGGGUCAGGUCGAAAAUGAACCACUUGAGGUGAUUAGAUAAUAUUUAUCUUUAAGAAAUUAUUAAAUUCAAUGCACGGUAUUCAGCGUUAGCUUACAAGUGUCGAA